Pelobates cultripes (western spadefoot toad) is the source of this 7036-nucleotide messenger RNA. Lineage: Eukaryota; Metazoa; Chordata; Amphibia; Anura; Pelobatidae. The record is from the annotation of a GenBank genome assembly.
AUGAACACCACGGAGGAGAGUCCCGUCCGAAAAGAGGAGAGGGAGGAAUUUUUCAAACUGCUUGGUGAGGAACACAAAAUUCUAUCUUAACAUAUACAAUUUUUACUCUGUAGAUUUUACAUUAUUAAACAUGUUCAUAUUAAGGGAUACUAAAACAUAAUCCCAAGGAACUGUACGGUGAUUUCAUUCUUUAAUUAUACAAACAGUGAAUUGCAGAUUCACAAUAAAUCCAAACCAUCGGUUCGUUAUUAGAAGUCUUUUUGUUGACCUAUUUUAGUUAUUUUUACAAAUUUUUCUUCAUUUUAUCUGUACUUCUUCUUGUAGAAAAUGACAUCAUCAAGGAGUAUCUUGACCAGGACAGGUGCUUGAGGACAUCAGAUAAAGUAAAUGUACCCAUGUUUUCAGUCCUAGAAACUGGGUGAAGGGCAGGUUUGGGGUCACAUGGGAUUCUAUUAACCCUUUAAGAAGUUCCGUCAUGAUCCCCUUUUAUUUCGGAAGUUGUGUCCUUAAGGGGUUAACUAAAGACAGAAUUCACAGUGAACACAAUUUUACAUUUUAAAGUGAGAAUUGCUUAAAGGGAAACUAUAGUGCCAGGAAAGUUGUUUUCAUUGCACUAUAGCUCCCUAUAGUGCCACUCAGUGGUUCAGAAGGGGGUUAAAAACCCCUUCUGUCAUUUACUUGAGUCCAGUGCAGAUGUUCCUCGGCGCUGGUUUGGGCCAUCCUCCGCAGCAAUGGCUCUGCUCCCAUUAGUAUUCUCCCCAUAGGAAAGCAUGUUUAGUAUUUACUAAAGUUUCUCAAUAACUGCAAUAAUUACUACUGCAAGGUUAAGGGGACUGGGACAGUGUACCCAAAUCACUUCAAUGCACUGAAGUGGUCUGGGUGCCUAUAUUCAUGUGUCUGCUAUUUAGGCGUUAAAUCACUUUGCUUAUGCUGCCCUAGUCACACCUUUCUUGUAUGUGAUCUACACAGUCUCUCUGCACAUUUUCUGUAAAGAGGGAUCUCAACGUCCUUUAUUGCACAUUGUGUUUAAUUUAGAUGUUCUGUUAAUAGCCUAAGACCUAAUGUGCAGGUGCGGCAAUGGCCGCAGUCGCAAUAGAACAACCCCACAGGAAAGCAUUAUAGAAUGCUUUCCUAUAAGGUUUUGGAUGACGCUGGAUGAUCUAAUGCAACAAACCUGAAGUCCCUCUAGUAGACAGCCACUAGGAGCGGGGUUAACCCUGGAUAGGUAAUUAUUGUAGUUAAUUUAAAAACUGCAAUAAUUACCUUUCCAGGGUUAAGGGACCCGGGGGUAUGCACCCAGACCAAAAUCAAUGAGCUGAAGUAGUCUAGGUGCUUAUAGUGUCUCUAAGUUCAGAACGUAAAACUAUAUCACUAUCUGCUACUGUUGCGCAGGAUAAUAGCUUGGUAUGUUUGUCAACUCUGUACAACUCCAAGUAGUUUAAAUUUAAAGGACAACAUAUAGAAGAUGGUAAGUAGCUUGGAGAUUUUGUUUUUCAAACCCUGCUAUUUCUGGGCUGAAUUCACAGCUCACAAACAUGCAUUCUUUUGUUAAAACUGACAAAUACCAGAGUAAUUUGUUAAAUUGUUUUACAACAGAUCACAACUUACUUGUGUCCCCAGUUGCCCACUGCACAUUCUGCCUCUCCUGCAGGAGAAGCAAGAUGUCUUUGAUAAUUGAGCAUUGCCGAUUUUAAGGAACACCUCAACCACCAUUAUAGAAUAUUGAGUGGUUAUGGUGCCAGGAGUGCCUUAGCACACCCCUUCCAAUAUAAAUAGUGAAACCAUUUGCUAGCGGCAGUGCAGGAUUGACUGCCUGAGAGAUAUCAGGUGAUGCUGAUGAGCUGGCCCUACACACAGGAGGCUUCUCAAAGGAGAAAGUGACCAGCGCGCCUCAGGUAAGUAACAAACCAUUUGACUACUUACAUGGGAAAGAGGGGCGCCAGGACAUUCCUAACACCAUAACUACUACAUAAUGUGUAGUGGUUAUGGUGUUUAGAGUGUUAAUUUAAUCAACGUUUCAUGUAUAGACCUAGAAUUCAUUGCUGCAGGUUGUAGAGCAGUUAUGGUUUAAUUAUAAAGAUUUAGCAGUUUUAGGUGUAUUUCUUGUGCUUUGACGUUUUCCAGCCUUCGUUGGCCACAAUUAAAAAUCAACGACUGAUAUAUAUAAAUUUAACCCCCACACUGUUUCUCUAGUUCCUUCUAGCAAUGGUGCUGGCCUAUUUCCAUCGGGCAAAAAUGGACCUGGAUGAAUAUAAUGUUCUAAUGUUUUUCACUGCUCUGUAAGUUGUCAUUUUUAUACUUUUAUUUAUAGCUAAAAGAAAACACAAUAACGAGGAUUUAUUUUCCUUUCAGCAUGUUUAAUUAGGAAAUUGUAGGUCAUACGUAUAGCAAUAUAAAAUACAUAUAAACAUAAAUGGAUUAGGACCAGAGACAGACAGAUACCGCAGGGUCCUAAGCAGGCCACCAGUUUGCCCCCCAUUCACUAUUCAUAUAGGGAUGGCUCCAGGGCCCCUGUCUAACUACUGGAACCUAGGCAGCUGACUAAGGUCGCCUUAUCAGGGCUGUCUUUAAUAUUGAUUGGGCCCUGGGCAAGCAUUUGAUGGGGCCCCCUGACCCCCACUCCCUGACAUGCAAUCACGACCUCCACUUCCCAACGCAGUAGCAGAACCAUUUUCCCAUGCUUGCAGAGUUGUACUUAGCACUCAGUUGUGUUUGUGUGUUUGAAUGGAAGCAUAUUUUUGUAUGGAAUAUGUUUGUGUAAAUGUAGGGGUGUGUUUGUAUGUGGUGUUGGUGUUUGAAUGCAAGUAUGCAUCUAUGUGUAUUUUUUUUUUUAAUGUUGGGGUGUUUAUAUAUAUAUAUUUUUGGUGUUUGUAUGUAGUGUUGAAGGUUGAAUGCAGGGGUGUACUUGUGUGUAGUGUUGGUGAUUUGAAUGAUGAGAUGUAUGUACAUGUACACAUACUAUGCCACACACUGAAACACAUGCAGAUACACAGAUACAAACACUGACACUAACACACAUGCCGAUACAGACUGACACAGAUACACAACCUGACACACAUACAGACACACAGAUACACAACCUGGCCCACAUACAGACACACAGAUACACAACCUGACACACAGAUACACAACCUGACGCACAUACAGAGACAUAUAUACAAACACUGACACCUAUGGAUACUCAGACAAACUGAUGCAUAUACUGACACAAAUGCAGAUACACAGAUAAAAACAUUGACUAUAUACAGAUGCACACACAGAUAUACACAUGCAGGUACACACACUGACAACAUACAGAUACACAAAUACAUACAAUGAUAACAUACAGAUAUACACACACAGACACGCAGAUACAAAACCUGACACAUGCAGAUACACAAAGACCACAUAGAGAAACAUAGAUAUACUAAAUACAGAUACAGAUAUACAUACUGACAGACAUACUGACACACAGACACCCUGACAGACACUCACACACACACACAGACGUACUAAGACACACAUAAAUACUGACACACACGCGACGUUUACAUUUUUACACACUGACAGACAAACUGACACGCACAGACAGACAUACUGACACGCACAGACACGCCCUGAAAGACGCACAGACACGCCCUGAAAGACAUACUGACACGCACAGACAUACUAAGACACACAUACUCACACACACAGAUAUACUGACACAGACAGACAUACUAAGACACACACAGACACCCUGACAGACAUACUCACACACAUACUAAGACACACACAGACACCCACACAUAAAUGGUGACAUAAACACACACAGAAACCCUGACAGACAUACUCACACGCAUACUGACAGACAUACUGAGACACACAUGCGACGUUUACAUUUUUACACACUGACAUGCCCUGAAAAAGACAUACUGACACGCACAGACACGCCCUGAAAGACAUACUGACACGCACAGACACGCCCUGAAAGACAUACUGACACACAGACAGACAUACUAAGACACACCCUGACAGACAUACUCACACACAUACUAAGACACACACAGACACCCAAACAUAAAUGGUGACAUACACACACACAGAAACCCUGACAGACAUACUGACACACACAAAUAUUGACACACACAUGCGACGUUUACAUUUUUACACACUGACAGACAUACUGACAUGCCCUGAAAAAGACAUACUGACACGCACAGACACGCCCUGAAAGACAUACUGACACGCACAGACACGCCGUGAAAGACAUACUGACACGCACAGACACGCCCUGAAAGACAUACUGACACACAGACAUACUAAGACACACCCUAACAGACAUACUCACACACAUACUAAGACACACACAGACACCCAAACAUAAAUGGUGACAUACACACACACAGAAACCCUGACAGACAUACUGACACACACAAAUACUGACACACACAUGCGACGUUUACAUUUUUACACACUGACAGACAUACUGACAUGCCCUGAAAGACAUACUGACACGCACAGACACGCCCUGAAAGACAUACUGACACACAUACUCACACACACACACACAGAUAUACUGACACACAGACAGACAUACUAAGACACACCGUGACAGACAUACUCACACACAUACUAAGACACACACAGACACCCACACAUAAAUGGUGACAUACACACACACAGAAACCCUGACAGACAUACUCACACGCAUACUGACAGACAUACUGACACACACAUGCGACAUUUACAUUUUUAUACACUGACAGACAUACUGACACGCCCUGAAAGACAUACUGACACGCACAGACACGUCCUGAAAGACAUACUAAGACACACAGACACCCUGACACACACACUCACACACAUACUAAGACACACACAGACACCCACACAGAAAUGGUGACAUACACACACAGAAACCCUGACAGACAUACUCACACACAUACUAAGACACACACAGACAUACUGACUCACACAAAUACUGACACACAAACAUGCAAAGUUUACAUUUAUAAAACCACCCUCCAGCCUACCUUAUGGGUUCCCUGGGGUGCAGUGGCAGGCUGAGGUUGUUGGGAGUGUGAGGCUCUGGCACUCCAGCUUCCUCCUGACGGCCUCCUCCUCCUCCAUCCCGCGCAGCUUCAUUCUAUCUGGGAGGAAGUGACUCAUGGCAUUUACUUCUUCCCAGCCUGCUGCAGUAAAACAAGGGGGCCCGUUCGCGCUGUUAACCCCUUAAGGACACAUGACAUGCGUGACAUGUCAUGAUUCCCUUUUAUUCCAGAAGUUUGGUCCUUAAGGGGUUAAGGGGCCACAUCGUUCGACCGGGCCCUCUUAGUGUGUGGGGGGCAAAUAACUUUUUUUUUUUUUUGCGGACAGCGGGGCCCACGGAGUAGCUGCUUUGGGCCUCCCAGGAGUAAGUGGGCCCGGGGGCAGCUGCCCCGUUUGCCCAGCUUUAAAGACGGCGGUGCGCCUUAUGGUUAAUCCAGUUUUGAUUAGAACAGAUUGAAAAGCAGAAAGGGCAAUGCAGCCUGGGUAUGAUCUACUGUACAAAAAAGUCAGACAAAUAACCAGGCAUAAAGGAGCGCACACCCUGUUUAGUACAUAAAAUAGGAAGGAACUGUCACUUUGAAUCCAUAAUACUGUCAUGGCAGCUAUAUUCAUACUUAAAAGGUUAUUCACUAGACAAGUGAUUGUUAGGAAUUCAAAGUAAAUUCAAAUCUAACUUUUUCAGCCAAUAUAGCAAAUCCUAACAAAUAGCAGACUAAAAUAAUAUUUUUCCUAAUUUGCUGUAAAUUUGCCAGCACUUUAGAUAAUUCAAACUUGGAAAGAUCACCUUCAGUGAUUAGACCUUACAGGCGUACUGUUUGUACAGGUCCUUGGCAAACAUGGUUGAAGAAGAUGAGCCUUUCCAGCGCGAGAUUUAUCCCUGGGUUCUAGGCCAGACAUGGUUUGUGCUGCUGCCAGAGUUUGAAAGGCUACGUAACCUCUUCUGGGAGAGGAUGAAUUAUCGAGGCCUUGUCACCCGCAGCACGUGCGAGCAGGUUUGUAACAAGGAAAGUCCUAAAACAUUUCCCAAAUGUGCAUCUGUCAUGAUAAUAUGUUACUUUAAAGAGGCUCUGUCACUCGCCCCCUCAAACAUUUCAUAAUGAAGAAAUCUUUGUGCUCAGUAGUAGGGACUACUUUGUCUUAUGUAUUUUGUUCUAUGCCUGACAAAAGGCAGAACUAGCUUUUGUCAAGACCUCAGCCAUCACUAGUAAAGAGUUUUGGGGGAAAAAUACUCUUUCUAUGGAAGAACCCACACUGUCUCAUUUGACCCUCCACAGACAUCAGUAUUGUACGCUUGUGUAUGUUCUAGAGAAUAAAACUGCCAUGGGCUCCUGACAGAUGAAGAGCCAGGAACUGAAGAGGACCUUGCAGAAAAUAAAAAGCGGAUAUUCGCAAGGUACAGCACUGCCAUUCAGUGUCUCCACCCUGUGUAUAGAGACACUGAACUUUCCACAUAGAGACGCAUUGAUUCAAUGCAACUGUAUGAGGAGAUGAUGAUUGGCCAGGGCUGUGUUAGGUUUGUGCUGGCUCUGCCUCCUUGACAGUCACAGCCAAUCUAAUGCUUUUCUAUGGGAAAGCAUUCUGAUUGGCUCAGUUCAACACUUCCGAUGACGUAAUCCAAGCAGGCAGAUCAGGGGCAGAGCCAGCAGCAGCAGACUGGAGUACAGGUAAGAUUUAGCUUUAUUUAGGAGGGCAAUGGGAGCUAGAUGGUGGUUUUAAUGCUAUAGGGUCAGAAAUACAUGUUUGUGUUCCUGACCCUAUAGAGUUUCUUAAACCGUAAAAUAGGCUAUUAAUAAGAUUUUACGUAUCUACAUAUUUUCUAAACUCCUACACACCAAAUUAACCUCAUAAACUAUGUGUUUUUAAUUUUUUGUAGAUAAUGGGAGAGGAUCCAAUGCACUGGGCGUGGUUAAGAGUACGCAAAGACCACCAUAGCUGGGUAUUUCGAUCUCAUCUAAGAUGGAAGGAUGAAUACAGACUUCGAGGCCCAGGAAGAAGCCCCAUUAAUUGUUAUCUAUGUGCCUUCUAA